Messenger RNA from Didymodactylos carnosus, 465 nucleotides. The record is from the annotation of a GenBank genome assembly. Lineage: Eukaryota; Metazoa; Rotifera; Eurotatoria; Philodinida; Philodinidae.
AUGACCCAUAUGAUAAAUCGUCGUUUAACACGUGAAGCUAUUGAUCGACUUCGUCCUCAUUAUAUCCGGAGGAUUUCCUUAUCCUGCGGUGAUAUUCUCGGAUUGUUCGCAAAAGUCACAAUAAUGAUGAAUAAUGAAAAACGAUUUAAUUUUGACGAUAUGAUGAAAUUGGCGAAUGAAGAUAAUUACAAUUUGACUGGCUUAAGUAAAGAACAAUUUGAUCAUUUGAUGACCAUGUUAUCAACAUUGAAUUUACGCAACUCCCCGUAUCGUUCAAAUCGUACUGCUGUGGCUUGCCUCCUUGCCAAAAUGCGGCUAGGUAUCUCAAACCGAGUUUUAGCGUCGGUUUUCCAGCUACCAAGUAAACGAUCGGUGUCAUCAGCGAUUGCCAGCACUCGAAGUGAGUUAGUCACCAUCAGCUUCGUACCCAUUAUUUGGGUUUUGGGCAUAAAGAGAAAUGGUUAA